AUGGAAGAGAUUGAGAAACAAGAUGUUAAUCCCUCACACGCCUAUAAGAGUGUACGCCAAUCCCUAAGACCUCUACCACAAGCACCUGUCGCUUCGCCUCCUAUUCCUGACAGGACCAAUCGUUCGUUUCACAAUCGUUCCCAAAGCACUGAGAGCGGGAAAGCAGUACACUUUGCAGAUGGUGCUAUCUCACCUCCUACAAGUGUACAUUCUCUAGCAAUCUCGAGAUCAGACUCAAUCCGAGGGUCAGGCCGUUCGAGUCGCGAAAAUGUACCAAUCCAGACUAUAUCUCCCUUGGGGCGGCCAGAGCUUCAGGAUCUUCAACACUCGUCGACAAAGCAGUUGCGAACGGUCUCAAAAUUCGCGCAAAACGCGGAGGAAGAUUUCACGAAUCUAGCGGUCCCCGGACAAGGAGUUGCAGGAAUGCAGGGCCGAAGGAAGUUGCAAAGAUCAAGAUCACAAAGAGGAGGCAAGUCUGGGUCGAGCGAGUGGGCUGGGAGGAAUUGGAUGGACCAACAGCGGCAAUUUCUCCAGGCUUAUGAGUAUCUUUGUCACAUUGGAGAGGCUAAGGAGUGGAUAGAGGACAUCAUAAAACAGCCCAUUCCUCCAAUUGUGCAGCUCGAAGAGGCCUUAAGAGAUGGAGUUACGUUUGCGGAGAUUGUCCAAUCUCUUUACCCGGAACGAAAUCUACGUAUCUUCAGAAAUCCACGGCUUCAGUUUCGACACUCCGACAAUAUAGCACUCUUCUUUCGGUUCCUCGCUGAGGUUGAGCUGCCUGAGCUGUUUAGAUUCGAGCUGGUUGAUCUGUACGAAAAGAAGAAUAUUCCCAAAGUCAUUUAUUGUAUACAUGCUCUGUCAUGGCUACUAUACAGGAAGGGGAUAGUAGACUUCCGCAUCGGGAAUCUUGUCGGUCAGUUGCAAUUUGAGGACCACGAGCUUGAAACUAUGCAAAAAGGUCUUGAUAAGUCCGGGGUCGCCAUGCCAAACUUUUCGGGAAUGAGUGCCAAAUUUGUAGAGGAACCGGAGCCAGAGCCCCAGGAAUCGGAGCAAGAGCGUGUGGAUCGAGAGCUUGCGGAAAAUGAAGAACAUAUCGCUGCCUUUCAAGCACAGGUCAAGGGAUCCUUGCUUAGGAUGCGUCUCGGCGACGCGAUGCAAGAUCUUUGGGAUAAUGAAGAGUGGCUUGUAGACUUGCAGUCACGGAUACGAGGAGACUUUGCAAGACAAAUCUUCCAAUACCGGAUGGAUAUGAAGAUCUUCGCUGUAGACCUUCAAAGCGCCAUCCGAGGCUUCCUCGUGCGAUGUCACAAGAGAAACAAGGAACAGUACUGGACCGACAAGACUCCUGAAGUUACACUCGUGCAAAGCCUGUUCCGAGCACGUGUUGCGAAAGAAGAGGUUCAAACGUUGAGAUCCACGAUACAAAGUCAUGAGGCAGGCGUUCGAUCCUUCCAAGCUGCUGUCCGGGGCGCAUUGGCACGUAGAGAUGCGGGUGAGCAGUAUGAACAGACAAGAGAGGCUGAGACACAUGUCAAAGGCCUACAGGCUGCUGUCAGAGGCGCAUUGUUACGCAUGAGAGUCGCACAAGACGUUGAUGAUACCAAAAACGCGCGAAAGGAAAUCGAAAUACUGCAAGCCAAUAUUCGUGGUAUGCUUCAAAGGCGCGUGCAAAGAGCCGAUCAAACCAACCUACGACAGCAGGAGACUAACUUGACAUUACUUCAAGCGGCUGUCCGGGGUCUUGCUGCCAGAAGAGAGCAGGAAGCCUUGAAAGAGAACUUGGCUGGUACAGCCGUUGACUGGGCGAGUUUUCAGUCCAUCCUUCGCGGAAAUGCUGUGCGAGAGUCCACCAACCAGAUUAAGCAGACUCUUGGAUCACACUUGGUAGAAGUUGUGGGACUGCAGUCUCACAUCAGAGCUGCACGGCUAAGAGAAGAAGUGGCUGCCAUAUUGACAGCCUUGCAUGGGCAAGAGGAAUCCAUACUGGAACUUCAGUCAGACAUACGUGGAUAUCUCCGGAGAAAGAAGAUAUUGUCUACUUUAGAGUCUCUACGCUCGAACGAGCCUGCAGUGAUUGACUUGCAGUCCGCCAUCAGGGGCUAUGCACUUCGACAGCAGACUUAUAACACCCUCUUCGAGCUGAACAUCCACGAACCACCAACUAUUGAACUUCAGGCCCUGUGCCGUGCAAUGCUACUCCGCACAAAUCUCGACCAUUUGUUGAGCCAGCUUGACUCUGAAGAGGAGGUUGUGACUGAGCUGCAGGCGCUGAUGCGAGGCGCAAUUGUCCGGCGCCAAUAUGCCGAGAAGCAGAGAUUCUACAAGCAGAACAUGGAAAAGGUGGUCAAGAUCCAGAGCUUCAUCCGAGGACGCCAACAAGGCGAGGCAUACAAAAGUUUAACAUGUGGGAAAAACCCCCCUGUUGGGACCAUCAAAAAUUUCGUCCACCUCCUCAACGACAGCGAUUUUGACUUUGAUGAAGAGAUUGAAUUUGAACGGAUGCGGAAAACCGUUGUCCAGCACGUUCGCCAAAAUGAGAUGGCUGAGCAGUACAUUGAUCAACUAGACAUCAAGAUCGCGCUAUUAGUCAAGAACAAGAUCACGCUCGAUGAGGUUGUUAAACAUCAGCGACAUUAUGGUGGGACUGUUGGGAACCUUCUAUCGAACAAGGAAAUAGGGUCAAAGGACCCGUUUGACCUCAAAGCCCUGAACAAGAACUCCCGGCGGAAGCUUGAACACUACCAAGAACUCUUUUUCAUGCUCCAAACACAACCUCAGUAUUUAGCCCGCUUAUUUCGGCGAAUCAGAGAGCAAGCUACCGCAGAGAAAGAUUGCAAGCGCACAGAACAGCUGAUGAUGGUUUUGUUCGGCUUUGCGCAGAAGCGACGAGAGGAGUAUUAUCUGCUCAAGUUAGUAACAAAGGCCAUAAGAGAAGAAGUCGACAGCUGUGAUAGUUUGCAGGACUACCUGCGCGGCAACUUCUUCUGGAAUAAACUGUUCGCAAACUUUAUACGGUCUCCUCGAGAUCGGAAGUUCCUCCGAGAUCUCUUCGGGCCUAUUAUCAAAGAAAAUAUCAUCGAAAAUGAGAGCCUCGACCUGGAAAGCGACCCACUACAGAUCUAUCGUUCUGCCAUCAACAAUGAGGAACUCCGGACUGGCCAGAGAAGCCAGCGACCAGUCGAUGUGCCGCGAGAGGAAGCUAUCAAAGAUCAGGAGACCCGUGAAACGUUUAUACAUCAUCUACAGGAUCUUCGAGAUAUUGCCGACCAAUUCUUCGCGGCGUUUGAGGAUCUCUUGCAACGAAUGCCGUAUGGAGUUCGCUUCGUCUCUCAGCAAAUUUUCGAAAUCCUUCGAGAUCGCUUUCCUCACGAAGAACAACAGUACCUCCUUCAGAUUGUCGGACAGUGGCUUUGGAAGACCUAUUUACAGCCUGCUCUGAUCCAACCUGAGGUAUGGGGUAUUGCUGAUCGUGGUCUAGCACCUCUACAAAAGCGCAAUCUCGGCGAAGUUGCAAAGGUGUUGGGUCAAGUAGCAGCUGGCCGUCUAUUCGGUGGGGACAACGUAUAUCUCCAGCCAUUGAAUAGCUACAUCUCGGAAGCUAUGGAGCGUCUGGGAGAUAUCUGGAUAAACAUGAUCGAUGUUCAGAACGCAGAAAGGCAAUUCGAUAUUGAUGAGUUUAACGACCUGUACGCACGAACGAAGCCUACGCUUUACAUUAAACUCGCAGACAUCUUUGCGAUCCAUCAACUUGUCGUACAGGACAUCGCAACGAUAUGUCCCGCUCAAGACGAUACUUUACGGGAAGUCAUCAGAGAGCUUGGAAGCGCGAAGAGCAACGAAAGUGAGCUGAUUGGUGUCAGUACCAACGAGAUCAGUCUUACGCUCAACCCAAAAUUGCAUGAUAUCGACGACCCAGAUGCUGCGGUCAAGGCUCUGUUCAUGGAAACUAAACGUUGUGUGUUGUUCAUCAUUCGCAUACAAACUGGACCCGAUCUACUUUCCAUCAUGGUCAAGCCGAUUACACAAGAGGAUGAAGUGUCAUGGGAACAACUUGUUCGCGAGGAGCUCGCUACUCACGAUCAACCUGCCUCCAAGAAGCGGUCCGCCUACACAUCAGACAUCGCAGCAUCGAGCAGUACUAUCAUCGACAUUACGAAUCUCUCAUAUACUGAGCUCAAACGCACAGCUCUAGAAAACAUCCUCACUCUUGAACAGACCGGUCGAAUCAGUCGCCAUAACCGAUACCAAGAUCUUCUCAAUGCCAUCGCGGUUGACAUUAGGACGAAACAUCGUCGCCGAGUGCAACGGACGCGUGAACUGGACGGUGUCCGUGCCACGCUAAAUAAUCUUGACGAGAAGGCUGGCUGGCUGGAGGCUCAGCUAAAGUCAUACAAUGACUACAUCGAACAAGCCAUGGUGACCCUACAGAACAAGAAGGGGAAAAGGCGCUUUUUACUUCCAUUCACCAAACAGUACAAUCAUGAACGUGAACUUGCUCGCUCUGGCCGUGUUCCAAAAUUUGGCUCUUUCAAAUACUCUGCUCGCACACUCGCCGACAAGGGCGUUGUCGUCGCUUGGUCUGGAUUCCCAGAACACUUGUGGAAUCGUAUAGACCUCACCAUCUCCAGCAACCAAGUUGGCAUUUUCCUCAUCGAAGGUAGCCAGGGUAGCAUGAUGAUCCCGGGCGCCAGUGCUGAGGUCCCGCUCGACGAUCUGCUCCAGGCUCAAUUCGACAACCAUACUUUCAUGAAUCUUUUCCAGACUGGCGCUAGCUCUAGAGCCUCCAUGGAUGAGCGUGCAGGAAGUCUAAGAGGAGGCACGACCAGUGUAGGCGCAGGCGCGCAGGGAGCUCUUCGCCUUAACGUCAACCUGUUCCUGCACCUUGUAUUCAAGAAAUUUUACCGCGACGCGAGCUGA
Messenger RNA from Pseudovirgaria hyperparasitica, 4914 nucleotides. RefSeq lists its product as uncharacterized. Gene Ontology annotation, molecular function: GTPase activator activity; protein binding. Gene Ontology annotation, cellular component: cytoplasm. Lineage: Eukaryota; Fungi; Ascomycota; Dothideomycetes; Acrospermales; Acrospermaceae. Gene Ontology annotation, biological process: regulation of actin cytoskeleton organization; regulation of GTPase activity. Bases 1 to 4914 code for a protein of 1637 amino acids. The record is from RefSeq and is a predicted model, not a curated record. The transcript has 4 exons.